Molecule: messenger RNA, 1147 nt
Organism: Nanorana parkeri
Lineage: Eukaryota; Metazoa; Chordata; Amphibia; Anura; Dicroglossidae
Gene: CDO1
Product: cysteine dioxygenase type 1
Exons: 6
Coding region: 94-843 (249 amino acids)
Biological process (GO): L-cysteine catabolic process
Molecular function (GO): cysteine dioxygenase activity; ferrous iron binding
Source: RefSeq, a predicted model, not a curated record
GAAGAAAGGCUGCACUUCUGCACAGUUGUUUGUGUGAGUGAUCUGUCCUAGACAUCACAGGGGGAAUCAGCUCAGCUCUGACUUUGUAGUAGUAUGGAUCACACAGAGGUACUGAAGCCACAGACACUGGAUGAGCUGAUCCAGAUCCUGCACCAGAUCUUCUCCAGUGAUAAAGUCAAUAUAGAAGAAGUCCAGAAUAUAGUGGAGUCCUAUCAGAGCAAUCCACUGGAUUGGAUGAAGUAUGCCACGUUUGACCCAUACAGGUACACUCGGAAUCUGGUGGAUGAAGGGAAUGGAAAGUUUAAUUUGAUGAUUCUUUGCUGGGGUGAAGGACAUGGCAGUAUACACGAUCACACCAACUCGCACUGCUUCUUGAAGAUUCUGCAGGGCAACCUGAAGGAGACAAUGUAUGAGUGGCCACAGAAAAAAACAAAUGGAGCAAUGGUGAAAAAAUCUGAAGGGGUGCUCAAGGUGAAUCAGUGUGCAUAUAUUAAUGAUUCCAUUGGCCUUCACCGAGUGGAGAAUCCAAGCCACACAGAGCCAGCAGUGAGCCUCCACUUGUAUAGCCCUCCAUUUGACCACUGUCAUACUUUUGACCAACGAACAGGGCACAAAAACACAGUUAAAAUGACAUUCUGGAGCAAAUAUGGAGAGCGGGCUCCAGUGGUGAGUUGCACAGUCACAGGAAAACAACUAGACUUGCCCAGAAUAUUGUAUUGGGGAAAAAAACUGUGGAGCCCUGGAAAAAUUGUAAUUUACAAAAACUUUCAGCCUUUGGAAUUUGACCAAACUGUACAUACACCCUUAGUAGAAUUUACAAAAUGGCAGUUGUGGAAAGCUUAAUAUAUAUAUUUUAGCCAGUUCUUCCUCAGGGCUUAAACGUUGACUAGAAAAGAAACUAUAUUUUUUAAAACAAAUGAUUUUUACCUUUUUUAAAGGAUCUGUAUAAUUGUGCAUGUCCUUGCCUUAAAAAAAAAAUAGCAAGACAUUUCCUAAAAUGUAAGAUUAGUUUACCACUUUUAAACUGCCCUAAUUUGUAUGUAUAGGUUUUUUUUUAACAAUGUUGUAAGAAAUGUACAUUUUUGAUCUAUGUAUAUUUUUAGAUAAUAAAAAAAAAAACUGGGUGAUGAAUUUGGAAUCUUCAGAA